AGAUAAGUGCGCGUGAGAGACUGCAGGCAUCUCUGUGAUCUCCGGGCUCAAGGCUGUGCUCGGCGCGCAUCACCACCUCCACCACCUCGUCGUCUAUGACGACUUUCGCAGCGCUUUCCACGCCACUUUUCAUCCUUUCUUUCUUGCGGUGCACUUUAAUUGCGGGAGCUCGCCAAGAUGAUGUCCAUGAACAGCAAGCAGCCGCACUUCGCCAUGCAUCCGUCCCUGCCCGAGCACAAGUACACCACCCUGCAUUCCAGCUCGGAGGCGAUCAGAAGAGCGUGUCUCCAAACUCCACAGCUGCAGAGCAACAUAUUCGCGAGCUUGGAUGAGACGCUGCUGGCGCGGGCGGAGGCUCUGGCCGCGGUGGACAUCGCGGUGUCCCAAGGCAAGACGCACCCGUUCAAGCCGGACGCCACCUACCACACCAUGAGCACGGUGCCUUGCUCGUCCACGUCUACGGUGCCGCUCGCUCACCACCACCAUCACCACCACCAUCACCACCAUCAGAACCUGGAGCCUCCGGACUUAAUGGACCACAUCACGUCGCCGUCGCUGACCCUGAUGUCCAGCGCGCACGACGGGACAGGCGGCGGUGGAGGAGGAGGUGGAGGCGGCGGGGGUGGCGGCGGCGGCGGCGGGGGGCUCAUCUCCCCCUCUUCCCACCCGCACGCUCACAUGCACGGCUUGGGUCACCUCUCCCACCAGGCUGCCAUGAGCAUGAACUCACCCCUCACCCACCACGGGCUGUUACCGGGCCACCACGGCGGGAACCAGGGCGGCCCGGGCCUCACAAACGCGGGGCUGCCCUCCAUCAACGACUCGGACACGGACCCUCGGGAGCUGGAGGCGUUCGCGGAGCGCUUUAAGCAGCGGAGGAUCAAACUCGGGGUCACCCAGGCGGACGUGGGCAGCGCCCUUGCGAACCUCAAGAUCCCCGGCGUGGGCUCCCUCAGCCAAAGUACAAUUUGUCGUUUCGAGUCGUUAACUUUGUCCCACAACAACAUGAUCGCGCUGAAGCCGAUCCUGCAGGCCUGGCUGGAGGAGGCCGAGGGCGCCCAGAGGGAGAAGAUGAGCAAACCGAACAUUUUCAACGGCGGGGAAAAGAAACGCAAGCGGACCUCCAUCGCGGCGCCGGAGAAGAGAUCUCUGGAGGCGUAUUUCGCCGUGCAGCCGCGGCCCUCCUCCGAGAAGAUUGCGGCUAUUGCGGAAAAGUUGGACCUGAAAAAAAACGUGGUGCGAGUGUGGUUUUGUAACCAAAGACAGAAGCAGAAGAGGUUGAAAUUCUCCGCUGCGCACUGAUAACCACAGAAAACAAAACAACAGCAACCAUAUAAAAGGGUGGCACAAUGAUAAGGGUUCUUUUAUUAAGGUUUGCAGUGGCUCCAAUAUUGCAGAUAUGACGGGCUCAUUUAUUUAUGCCCCCUUCACUGUAGCACUAAGCCAUUUAAUUUGAACUGAAAGUCUUCUUUGCAAACUCAUUUUAAUGACAUGUCUUGAGAAUACGCACCCAUCUUUAAGUUUACAAAGUAAUACUUUCCACCAUCUAUAAACAAAUAGAACGUGUUCCCUGGUCAACGGAAACGCAGCGCAGAGCCCUGCAUUGGAGCCGUUUGUAAACCUUAAUAGAAGGACUUUUAUUGCAGUGUAUCGUGACGGACUUUGGGGACCAAGAGACACAAGACACCACCUCGGUCUUUUGUCUCCAGCGACUUUACACGUUGGUGCACAAUGGGGCUUUGUCACCCCAUUUGAGACUUCAUAUAUCUUGUUUAUUUUCACGUUAUCGGUGAAUGUGAAGUAUGCAAAUAACACACAAAUUUCGCUCCGUUCUUACGAGGGAAAGUUUUCGUGACAUUGCCUUUUGAAAAACAAAAUUUGCUUGAAAAUAUAGCGAGUUGAUUUUAUCCUGAUAUUAUUUGAAGUAUAGCCAUUUACAAAUUACCUCAUUGAGUGUCGAGCUAUGUUUUGAUUUAUUUAUUUGUUGUUGGUAUCGAUCAUCCACUCUUUGUUAUUUAUCUAUUUAUUUAUUUGGACUCGAGUUUCGUUCACAAAAGGGCCUGCAUGAAAUCCUACUUCACGGGCAGUAAUUCAGCCGUUGUUGGCUGUCACAUUUAUAGAUAUAUUUAUUUAGAAUUUGCACAAAAAAAACUAUUGAUGGAAAUGUUUUGUAUAUACAAACAUCACUUUAUCACUGAGGCGAACGUCUAUUGAUAUUGGCAUCGCGAUUUAAGGACCACAAAUUCUGGAAACAUGAAUCAAAGAACAGAAAAAAAAAUAAUGUGUCGUGCAGACUCUCUGUGCACGUGAAAAUACAGAAUCACACGAGGAGUUAUCAAAUUGUCCCAAGCGGAUGGUCACUGUUAAUGGAAUGUUUUCACAUCAAGACCGCUGUUCGUCGUGUUUAUUGUAAUGUAAGUGGCAUUUUUUUUGUGCACAAGUAUGUUUACAGAACCGCAGUGACAUGAGCAUCAUGAAGAAGAUGACGCACACUGUCUACUUUGCUGUCACACAAUUUUCCACCUCGCCUAUGUUCCAUUACUGUUAUUCAUCCUGUUAGCCAAAAUCAACCCGGGAGCUGUUUCAGCAAUCUUCUAAUAAAUUGAAGAAAGAUACUAUU
This is a messenger RNA of Synchiropus splendidus (mandarinfish), 2620 nucleotides long. RefSeq names its product POU class 4 homeobox 1 (gene pou4f1). The record is from RefSeq and is a predicted model, not a curated record. NCBI's taxonomy places the organism in Eukaryota, Metazoa, Chordata, Actinopteri, Syngnathiformes, Callionymidae. Gene Ontology annotation, molecular function: DNA-binding transcription factor activity, RNA polymerase II-specific; RNA polymerase II cis-regulatory region sequence-specific DNA binding. The transcript is spliced from 2 exons. The coding region runs from base 178 to 1302 and encodes 374 amino acids. Gene Ontology annotation, biological process: regulation of transcription by RNA polymerase II.